AUGAUUCUUGGUUUUUGGGAAUCGACAAUCGCUAGUAGUGUAUUUUUUCCAUUGGUCCUUCGUAUUUAUCAAAGCAUAAUUGAUUCAUUUGUUGCUAUUGAUAGAAAUCAAACAGGCUUUGAAACAACAGGAAAUGUUGGAUUAGGCUGUCGUAAUAAAACAUCAUACCUGGAUGCUAAUCUCUCACCUUAUGAUAAUAUAAUGUCGGCCAUUAAAUGGUAUGCAGUAUACGGUAGCUGUUGUUUUGCUCUUUUAUGGAUUGCUUUUAACUGUUGGAUUAUAUCAGCGGAACGUCAAGUUCGUAAGAUAAGAUAUGCAUUAAUUAAAAAUAUUAUGCGACAAGAUAUUGGUUGGUUUGAUCGUCGAUUGUCAAGCGAUCUUUCUGCUGGUCUACUCGUCGAUGAUUUGGAUAAUAUACGCGAAGGAAUUGGUUACCAAGUCGCUGAUUGCACAGCUCUUCUUGCUCGUGUCAUUGCGUGUUUGGGAUAUUCAAUAUGGACUGGCUGGAAACUUACCUUAGUUUUCUUAAGCGUUUCUCCUCUGAUUAUUAUCACAUUUAAUAUUACAUUUGCUGUUAUGAAAAAGUUUACAAUACUCGAGGGCACUGCUUAUACGAAAGCAAAUGCAAUUGUCGAUGAAGUUCUCUCAGCUAUUCGUACAGUAACCGCUUUUGGAGGUCAAAAGCAUGAACGUACUAGAUACCAACAAAGUUUAACAGAUGCAAAGAAUGCCGGUUUAAAAAAAGGUCUUCUUCUUGGUAUUAGUCAAGCAUUUGUCAGCAUCGCUUUGUAUGGUGCAAUUGCUCUCAUAUUUUGGUAUGGACCUUAUUUGGCACGCGUAGAAUGUUCGAAUUACGAUGCUGGUGUUGUCAUGAUUAUUUUCACCACAUGUCUCUUUGCAACAAAUAACAUAUCAUUGUUCAUUCCAUAUUUACUUGCUUUUAUUGAAGCUGCCGUUUCAGGAGCAAAAGUAUUUGCCGUUAUUGAUCAGAUCCUGAAUAAUUUGAGCAUUCAUUUUCCUGCUGGCAAGACAACGGCAAUUGUUGGUGAAACUGGUUGUGGCAAAAGUACAAUUAUUCAUCUAGUACAACGUUUUUAUGAUCCGGAAGAAGGACAGGUUCUACUCGAUAACAAUGAUAUUCGUCAUUUAAAUGUAACUUGGCUUCGAUCAAAUAUGUCUGUGGUUUCUCAAGAACCCGUUCUUUUUAAUGAUACGAUUGCUGAAAAUAUUCGCUUUGGUCAUGAGACAGCGAGUGACGAAGAGAUUAAAGCGGCUGCACAAAUAGCUAAUAUUCACAACUUCAUCAUCAAGGAGUUACCGAAUGGUUAUAAUACAUUAGUUCAAGGAUCACAUUUGGCAGGAGGACAAAAACAAAGAAUUGCUAUUGCACGAGCAGUAUUAUCGAAUCCAAAGAUCUUGCUUUUAGAUGAAGCAACAUCUGCAUUAGAUGCAAAGAAUGAAAGUGAAGUACAAAUUGGUCUUGAACGAGCUUCUCAAGGUCGAACAACAAUUGUUGUUGCUCAUCGAUUGACAACAAUUCGAAAAGCACAUCAUAUUAUCGGUCUCAAUGCAGGUCAAAUCGACGAACAAGGUACUCAUGAAGAGUUAAUGAGACUCAAUGGACGUUAUGCACAAGCAGUUAAACUUCAAAGAAUAAUGGAUCCACAUGAUGAGAAUGAUGAAGACGAAGAUAACGAUUGUGAAAAUGGAAACAAUCAUGCUUCCGGUAUGUUACAUAACUUGACUUUAGAAAAGAAUUAUCUUACUAAUUACUGGAACAACCAUUCUAAUAAAGUUAAUUUUUGA
Molecule: messenger RNA, 1806 nt
Organism: Rotaria sordida
Lineage: Eukaryota; Metazoa; Rotifera; Eurotatoria; Philodinida; Philodinidae
Source: the annotation of a GenBank genome assembly